Messenger RNA from Pochonia chlamydosporia 170, 1593 nucleotides. Its product is annotated as penicillin-binding protein. NCBI's taxonomy places the organism in Eukaryota, Fungi, Ascomycota, Sordariomycetes, Hypocreales, Clavicipitaceae. The transcript is spliced from 4 exons. The record is from RefSeq and is a predicted model, not a curated record. Bases 1 to 1593 code for a protein of 530 amino acids.
AUGGACAUCUUGCUCAUUAUUUACACAAUAUGUGCUUGUGUCGUCGCUGGUCGAAAUUGCGCGCUCUGUGCGACUAAGUCUGUGCCCGGCGGACAAUACGGCGGUGAUGAUAUUUCAGUCGCUAAUGAAGCGUUUGAACGAUUCAUUCUGGGACAGAUGGAAGAAUGGCACGUUCCUGGUCUUGCAAUGGCCAUUGUUGAAGGAAAUAAAACCUGGUCCAAGGGCUUUGGAUAUGGAACUUUGCGCUCUGAACCAGUCACUCCUUCAACGUUAUUCUACUGUGGUAGUAUGACCAAAUCAUUCACAGCGGCAGCAUUAUCGUUACUUGUUGAUGAUCACAACAAUACACUUCAAUGGACCACACCAAUCUCCAGCUUGUUGAAGGAUUUUAUCCUGUCGGAUAAUUGGGCUACUGAGCAUAUAACUAUUCAAGACGCGCUAAGUCACAGAACUGGAUACCCUCGACAUGACUUCUCAGGUCCGUUUGGAAACUCCUCCAUGGAUAUGAUUCGUAGAUUUCGGCACCUUCCCAUGUCGAAAGAACCUCGAGUCAUUUGGCAGUACAACAACAUGAUGUACGGCACAUUGGGAUACCUAGUAGAGCAAGUAAGCAGAAUCAAGUUGCCCGAGUUCUUCCGGCGCAGAUUAUGGCACCCGAUGGGCAUGAUGAACACAUAUUUGGACCCGGAUGAAGCAUUAGCGAGCGGAAAUCAGCUUGCCCAUGCGUACUACUACGACAACGAUACUCAGACAUUCGGACUCCUGCCGUGGAAUGACGAAGCGAGUGUUGCUGGUGCUGGUAUGGCGAUAUCGUCUGUACUCGACUGGUCUCGAUAUAUACGACACAUGAUUGAAGAAUCAGGACCUAUUUCAAAAGCUGGCCAUGCUGCACUAAAGGCACCGCACAUGGUCUCGGAACAAGACAGACGCAUAUACUCUGGCACAGAGUUUUACGGUCUAGGAUGGGCAUCUAAUAUUAUCCAAAAUGAAGCCGUGUGGUAUCACUCUGGCAGAGUGAGUGGCAUGCUGUCAUACAUGGCAUUUGUUCCAAGUCGGCAAUUUGGCUUCGUUAUAAUGCUUAAUACCGAGAGUGUGGCAGCACUCGACUCCGUGUUCUCUGCUACUUUGUUCAACUAUUUUAGGGUAGCAGAAUCGAAGCACAGCAACAUACGGGCAGAAUGGUAUGACUUAUUAAAGGCUUCAGAUGAGAAUCUGCGCAAUUGCUCGGCUCGAUUAUACCCUGGUUUCAGUACUGACGCAACUCCGUCAAAGAUAGCACUGGAUGAUCUUGUGGGACGCUACUACAAUGAUGGCUAUGGCUAUGCCAAUAUAACUCUCAGAUGCGACGACUGGCAAUCUCCGGCAGGCUCACCAACAAAGUUCACUCUGACACCUGAUAGGUGCCGGCUGGUUAUCCCCAGGUCAGAGCUGUUUGGAAAAAGAGUGUCGUUUCAGCUGCAGUACGUAACUGGAGACAAGUGGCUGGCAUGGCUAUUUGUUGAUGACUAUGAAACAGUUAAGCGGCCUACCGGCUGCUAUCGAGCUGAACUUAAACUUGGUGAUGGUGGAAAGCCGGAUGGCCUUGGAACAUAG